Molecule: messenger RNA, 745 nt
Organism: Mangifera indica (mango)
Lineage: Eukaryota; Viridiplantae; Streptophyta; Magnoliopsida; Sapindales; Anacardiaceae
Exons: 1
Coding region: 61-360 (99 amino acids)
Source: RefSeq, a predicted model, not a curated record
UCACAUCGAACAAGAAAAAUAAUCAUUUUUCAUAAACCCUAAAACCGCUGAAAUUAAACCAUGGGUCUUCUCUCUUGGUUCAAGGGCAACCCAAAACCAACGCUCCAACAAUCCGGAUCUUCCAAAUCAACAGACGACUCGAAAUCCAAAAUCCCCGCUGCCCCGGGCAUGAACGGUGCCGUUGAAGUGCCCCGACCGGCUGAGAGCGUGACGGUGUUCGAGUUCGGGUCAAUUGCUGCUUCUGCUGAUAAGGUAACUGUAGCUGGGUACUGCCCCGUCUCCGACGACCUGGAGCCCUGCCGUUGGCAGAUCCUGCCGGCCAGUGAAGCCGAAGCGCCCCAGUUCCGCGUUGUAUUUUGAUGAGAUAAGAGAAAAAUCGCUUGUGAGAAACUAAUUGGAAGAAUUAAUAUAAUUCUGUUCGAAUUAUAGCUGUUUGGAGUGUUCGUUUACCCGUCUUUAUAUAAUUUAAUUUAGUUAUAGAUUAUUCUGAUCUUAGUCUCCCCCAGAUGAUAAAUUGUGAUAUAAUUGUGGGUUUUAACCCAGGGAUUUGACUUUGAUCCAUCCUGUUCCUCAUCCUUGUAUUUCUUGCUGAACUUCUUCAGGUUUUUCUUUGUCUCUUCUUCUUUCUCUGCACUCAGCAACAGGGGUGACCUUGGGCCUCAUGAAAAGUGCAUAUAUGGGAAACUUGUAUUUAUUCGAAUUUUUGUGGUUAAUUCCAAAAAGUAAAACACUGCUUUAAUGGCAA